GCAAUCAACAUCAAUUAUCAAUUGUCAGGCAGUGCUAUUUUUUAACCAGAUAUGAAGACAUUUUUUUGGUAGGUGCUCGUCUAUCCCAACAGCAAAGCCCUGAGUAGCAUCGCCAUUCCAUCAGAACAUACCUAGUAGGCAACAUACUUAAAACCUACCGACUAAUAUCAGGGAAAUUGCUAGCUGCAGCCACGCAAUAUUCCGCUAAUGGGGAGGAAAGGCUGAAAGAAGUCUCAGAUGAGGACCUGAUAGCAAUGGAAGUGCAGGCCAGAUGCAGCUUGUAUACGAUGCUGGGCAUAUAAAAAGAGAACAGUGAACCAUGCAUGAUCAUGACCACCACAAAGAAUACUACUACGAGCUUCUCUCCUUUUUGUCUCUCUCUUUUUCUUCUUUGAACUUCUCUUGUUCUCUUUUUUUCUUCUUGUCAUUUGUUCUUGCUCUGCUCUCGCCUUCUCUUCACCAUGAAAAAAAAAAAAAAAAAACAUCACCAACAUCACCAGAUAUCAUGCUACAAAACUGCAAAAAUAUUCCCGGCGCCCCCCAAGUACCCGGCUCCCACCGCGUAAGCAGCGGGAAUACCCCGACAAAGGUGUCCGAUCUCCUAUCGUGGCUGCGUUCAAGCAUCGCUGGAGGCGGCAGCUCUUGCAGAACUCUGCAACAGCCGGGGUUCGUACGAGGUGCCAGUGGACAAGAGCCAAGUUACGAGCCCCGAGACCGUUGAGAGAAACUACGCUGCUGUGGGCAAUUUAAACGGGAAGGGAGUUCCGGGGGUGAUAAGGCUAUGCCGCGAAUGGCAUAGCGGGGGUAUUAUUUUUCCGAGAGGUACGUGUGCGGAUGUACCUUUGCUCUGGGCGGCGGAUGUACUUUUAUGCGAAAGGGACGGAAAUGGAAUGGGAUGGAAUGAAAUGGGAAAGAGGGGUAGGAUGGAUGAAGAGUGAAAAGGCAUGAGAAUACCUAGAAGAUGAGCGACAAGACGAG
Molecule: messenger RNA, 978 nt
Organism: Trichoderma harzianum CBS 226.95
Lineage: Eukaryota; Fungi; Ascomycota; Sordariomycetes; Hypocreales; Hypocreaceae
Exons: 1
Coding region: 320-721 (133 amino acids)
Source: RefSeq, a predicted model, not a curated record